AUGGCUGCUGCACGCCGCUGCCUCUCCCUGCUCUUCCUGUCCACGUGUGUGGCUCUGUUGCUGCAGCCGCCGCUGGGUGUCUCGGGGGCCCCACUGGAGCCAGAUUACCCAGGGGACAACGCCACGCCAGAGCAGUUGGCCCAGUAUGCGGCCGAGCUCCGCAGAUACAUCAACAUGCUGACCAGGCCCAGGGAGCUCAGCCAGAUGGACGUGUAA
Myotis lucifugus (little brown bat) is the source of this 216-nucleotide messenger RNA. RefSeq names its product pancreatic prohormone-like. Gene Ontology annotation, molecular function: neuropeptide Y receptor binding; neuropeptide hormone activity. Bases 1 to 216 code for a protein of 71 amino acids. NCBI's taxonomy places the organism in Eukaryota, Metazoa, Chordata, Mammalia, Chiroptera, Vespertilionidae. The transcript is spliced from 2 exons. The record is from RefSeq and is a predicted model, not a curated record. Gene Ontology annotation, cellular component: extracellular region. Gene Ontology annotation, biological process: neuropeptide signaling pathway; feeding behavior.